Messenger RNA from Geodia barretti, 3874 nucleotides. NCBI's taxonomy places the organism in Eukaryota, Metazoa, Porifera, Demospongiae, Tetractinellida, Geodiidae. The record is from the annotation of a GenBank genome assembly.
CCGUAAACUAUCCACGUGGAGAUGGGUAAAGGGAGAGUGAGGGUGAAGGGAGCGAAGGGGAAGCGGUGGAGGAAAGGCCAGAGCGGUCUCAGCAACCCCAGCGACGUCUCGCACAGACAGGCUGCUCGAGGAAAGUUCGGAGACCAUUUGUCACGGGAUAAGAGGGCCUCCGCUCCGCUGACUGCCGAGGCUUUGGCGAGGCUUCACACCACUCAGGAGGAGCUGGACAGAGAUGGAGAUGUGGACCUGGAGAUCUCCAGUAGUGCAGGAACAACCAGUGCAGCCUCCAGCUCUGCUCUGACUCUGAUUGAGACUUCUCAUCCAGUCUUUGGAACUGUCAGGAAACUAUGGAACUCUCCAACUGAGAGUCAUCGAGUGAUCUGUGCAGUGUUGGCAGCCGUGUCGGAUGUUGUGAGGUCUCAGGACGGCAGGAACACAGAGACUGAAUACUAUGGAGCUCUGAUGUCAGUGUUGGAGUCAUGUGAUGACGAGAAGUCGGUGGCUGCCAUUUGCUAUCUUUUGUGUCUCCUCAUACCCAGUCUACCUAGUGAAGUGCUGCAGGUCAAGUACAGCACCUCUUGCAAGAUACUCACCGAGCAACUGACAAGACAUGAGACUAGCUCCUCUACUGCUCUCCUCAAAUCACUGGUAAGGGCUCUGGGUCUCCUACUAGAGGCCCAGCCAGCGAGUGUCUGGAGUGACAGCCACUGUCAGAAAGUCUUCCAGAACAUUCUCAACUUCACCGUCCAUCCCAAGCCCAAGCUGAGGAAGGCAGCACAGGCAGCGGUGGUGGCAAUGCUCCGUGAAGGGUCUGCCUCGGGAGAACCCCACACUGCGGCUCCACCCACUGCCAGACACUGCAGACAUGUCAUUGACAGAGGUGAGUCUACUCAGAGAGAGGUGAGGUGAGGUGACGUGUUCCACGUGACAGGAGGAGAGACAGCCACGCUCCAUGUCCUGGGAAUGCUGCGAGAAUGCCUGGCCAACUUCCCCGCUCUGCAUGUCAAGUCUCUGUGUGAGGCAGUUCUGAAGACCAUGACACUAGGCAGUACAGUGAGUUUGGUUCUCGUGUACUAAUAAUCUUCUAUCUCAAACGUGGCAGAUGGUUCGAACUACUUGUCUCCGCACUCUGCAUGGAGCUCUGACCUCUCAGGCAGGACCUCAGGAGCUCACCUCUUCUCUCACAGCCAGGAUCAUCUCUGCUCUGUAUGACCACCAGCCAGGACGGGAAGACUGGCAGCUACUCCAGGCCUGGCUUACUGUCAUGAUGGCAGCUCAUACCAGACUAGCCAGACUGGACCAGGAGCUGUGUCUGGCUCAUCUUGUCAAGUUCUUCUCGGCUGCAGUUUCUUGUCUGGUCUCCCACAGCUCCACUGUCACUGACACCACUGCUGCUGCUCUCCAGGUGACCCCCUAGACCUCUCUUCUCUAUCUCACUCCUGCCUUCUCUCCCAGAAUCUCCUGACUACUGUUGUUGGACCACACGUUGCUUCGCUGGACAGCUGCUCCAAGUCUCAACUACAGCAAAUAGGAGACAUGUACACGGCUGUGGUGAAAGGACUGGAGUUCAAGUACCGGUCGUCAUGGAGACAGGUUCUGAAGACUCUGGCAGUGUUCCACAGAGUGGCUGGGGACAAGUGUCACUCGGUCAUGGCACAGCAGCUGCCGGCUCUGGUGUCCCUCCGUUCCCUCCCUGGCUUCUCCCUCUCCAGUCAGCUGGAAGAGGCCCUCGGAACUGCCAUUGCUGCAAUGGGACCAGAGGUGGUGCUGACUCAUGUUCCUCUGGACCUGGACUCUGGUGGAGAUGUGUAUCCUCCAGAGCUCCCGACCAGCUGGCUCCUGCCUGUCCUCAGAGACCACAUCUCACACUCGCGGCUGGCGUUCUUCAGAGAUCAUCUCCUCCCUAUAGCCACCACACUCAGGAAUACUGGUGAGAGGUACCAGGGGGCAGGGAAGAAAAUGGCUGCCAAACUCUACACAACACUCUACCAUCAGGUGUGGUCUCUGCUGCCCGGGUUCUGCCGAGGUCCCCAGGACGUCCCAGAUUCAUUCCCGGGUCUGGCCCGAAUUCUCGGCACUGCUCUCACUGCCAAGCCCCAGCUACGGAUCACCAUAGCAACAUCUCUCAGGCAACUAGUGGAGUCUUGUCGAGGGAAAGAGGAGGAAGUGGGUGUGGUCGCUAGGUUCUCCAAAAACUAUCUUCCCAUUCUGUUCAACCUGUACACCAGCGAGGAGGAGGAAGAGGAGGAGGGAGUGAGACUGGCAGUCCUGCAGUGUGUGGAGGCCUACAUAUCCAUCACAGACCCUUCCCUCGUCACCACCCUCUCCUCCUCAGCCCUCACCAACCUCUCCCUCCCCAACCUCACACCUGGGAAGAAAUACAGACUGCUGGAUCUGGUGGCUGUCAUGGCAACCGCUCUCCCUCUCUCUCCUCUCCAGGACCUGCUGGACAGUGUGUCUCCACUUCUCGAUAGUGUGGAUGGCAGAGUCCAGAAGAAGUGUUACAGGGUUCUGGAGCGAGUGUUGACCAGUGAAGGCCAGCCUCAGAAGACGUUUGUCCGGGAGAAUCUGUUGCAGCUGAUGUCUCUGUUGUGUGGAUCUCUCUCUACCUCCUCCCCUGCCUCCAAGAAGCCCCGGCUCCGCUGUCUCCUGUGUCUGGUGGAUCACGUUGGACACGACUCACACCACUUCCUCAACACACUCACCCCUGAGGUGAUCCUGUGUACCAAGGAGACUAAUGAGAAAUGCCGAGCGAUGGCCUUUCAGCUGUUGGUGAGGAUGGGGCACGCUGCACAGCGUUGCUAUGGCCUCAGCCCAGAAGAGUCGUUGACUCAGUAUGUUGGAGUGGUUCUGGCCGGCAUGGCUGGUUCGUCUCACCUGGUCUCGGCCUCCAUCAUCUCUCUCUCCAAACUUCUCUUUGAGUUCAAAGAUGUGGUGAGCACUCAUCUGGUGAGUCAGCUACUGACCUCCAUGACAGCCCUCCUCUCCUCUAAACGUCGGGAGGUCGUCAAGGCAGCAUUCGGGUUCAUCAAGAUAACGAUCAGGGUCCUCCCCGUUGCCGACUUGUCUCCUCAUCUGGAGGAGCUGAUAAGGGGAGUCCUUUGCUGGAGUGCGGACCCAAAGAGUCACUUUAGAUUGAAGGCUCGCGUCAUUCUUGAGAGACUGUGUCGCAAGUUUGGAUUUGAGAUGGUGAGCAGUGUUACUCCAGCCAGAGGCCAGAGACUGCUGGCGCACAUCAAGAAGACCAGUGAGAGAGUGAAGCGGAAGAAGACUGCUCCUGAUGAGAGCAGCGAGGAUGAAGAGGAGGAGAGAGGGAAGAGGGGGUCGUGGAUCCGGGAGUCCAGCGGUGGAGGAGACCCAGUUGACUUCCUGGACAGGUCCCUGGCUGCCAGGAUCUCCUCCACACACCCAGUCCAGAUAAUGAAGUCACAGGUAGCUGGAGAGUCAUUUCCAACCUCAGCUGACGGGAAACUGCUCAUCUCUGACCAGCCAUCUGAACCUGGGGAGCAGUCACAGGAGAAGAUGGAGUUAGAUGACACAGAGGGAGGGAGGAGGAAGAGGAAGAGGGAUCCAUCGCAAGCAGCCUGACAAGAUGGACUUCAACUAUGGCUCAGAGUAUAGGGCAAAGAAAGCUCGUGGUGAUGUAAAGAUCAAAGGUAAACCGGACCCCUAUGCCUAUGUCCCUCUCCUGGGUCAGAAGCUGAACAGAAGGAAGAGAGCCAAGCUGUCAGGCCAGUUCCAGGGACUAGUGAGGAGCGCCAAGACUGGUGCAUCGGCUGGCAAAAGACAGAGGGGACGCAGGAAAUGACUCCUCUCAUUAGCAGCCUUUAUUGUGUGAAUAUAUUGUCAGUGUAAAAAAAUUAAAUAUUGACUU